Molecule: messenger RNA, 1204 nt
Organism: Lottia gigantea (owl limpet)
Lineage: Eukaryota; Metazoa; Mollusca; Gastropoda; Lottiidae
Exons: 1
Coding region: 125-1099 (324 amino acids)
Cellular component (GO): endoplasmic reticulum membrane
Source: RefSeq, a predicted model, not a curated record
UUGAUCAAGACAUGUUUGUAUGCUGCAAUCACUGUAUUUGUACACCUUUAAUCCAACAACCAACCGGUGAUAUCCACGAAUGCAGUUUUAUUUUCUCAAAAAUUAAUGUAGCAGACUAGUUAUAAUGGUUUGUGAAUUGUUAUUAAACCUAUUUUGGUACUGUUUGAUUGCAGGAAUUGCUAUUAUCGUUGUUGCAUUGAUUGUCAUUUAUGUUUCAUCAGAACCAUAUCCCAGCCUGGCUUUCCAUACCACAGAAAAUACAUUCUACACAUCUACUGACUGUACUCGAUCUGAAGAAUUCCCUAGUAUUAAAGAUGCAGCGAGCAUUGAUCUAUCAGUUAUUGUGCCAGCCUAUAAUGAGGAGCAACGUCUGCCUAUCAUGUUGGAUGAAGCCCUGGAUUUCUUGAAAGGAAAGCAGAAGAACUAUCCUAGAUUUUCUUAUGAAAUUAUAGUCGUGGAUGAUGGCAGCAAGGAUAAAACUACACAAGUUGCUUUAAAAUACAGUGAAGAUUAUUCUUCAAACAAAAUUCGAGUAUUGACACUCUUCAAGAAUCAUGGAAAAGGAGGUGCAGUUAGAAAGGGAAUGUUAGUAAGCAGAGGACGACACCUGUUAUUUGCAGAUGCUGAUGGUGCCAGUAAAUUUGCUGAUUAUGAAAAAUUAGAAACUGAAUUAGACAAAAUUAUCAAUAAUGAUUUAGGUGUUGUUUGUGGUUCAAGAGCACAUUUAGAAGAAGAAUCUAAAGCUCAAAGAUCCAUCUUUAGAACAUUCCUUAUGUAUGGCUUUCAUUUCCUUGUAUGGUUUUUGUGUGUUCGUGGUGUCAGGGAUACUCAAUGUGGAUUCAAAUUAUUAACAAGAAAAUCAGCAGAGAUUUUGUUUUCUAAUCUCCAUGUAAAUAGAUGGGCCUUUGAUGUUGAUUUAUUGUUUUUAGCUCAGUAUUUUAAGAUGCCAAUAAGUGAAGUUGCAGUUACCUGGCACGAAAUAGAAGGUUCUAAGAUGGUGCCAGUUUUUAGUUGGAUUGAAAUGGGAAUAGAUAUUUUAUUGAUACGUAUAAAAUAUUUCAUAGGAGCUUGGAAAAUCAGGGAGAUCAAACAAGAAUGAUCAUUUUUUGAAACUAAUUAUUUUAUUUUUUCAUGGGAUUAUUGUUAUAUUUUUUGUUGGUAUAUAAUCAUGAUUAAAAUUCCCAUUUCAUAUAUAGUAUAAAGU